AUGGCAUGGUUCGAAUACUGCCUGUCCGAAACUCAAAGAGGCAUAAUACACAUGCACUCAUACACGCACACUCAAAUGCAGGUGCACACUUAUACAGAUGCCGGCCCUUUCAUGUCCUUGACCUUGUUAAGGCCGUCCAGCACGGAGGGCAGGUGCACCGAGGAAGAGAUUACGUCACUUUUUGGGAAGGUACAGAAUAAUAAGGUCUCCAAGCCAGCCCCUGUCACUAAAAGUAAGAACAUGGAGCUAGACCAGCAGGCAUUAUCAACGUUAAAAUCCAUGCAUGAACAGGCUUUGUGUCAACUUGAGAAACUAAAAAUGGAAGUUCAGAAAAACCCAACUGAGUACAACGUAAUGAUGAAAGACAAUCAACUGAAAGUGGUUAUGCAACUGGAGAACAAAAUUUCACAAUUUGGCGACGUCGCGACAGCCGCCAACAGCAGCAACAACAGCAGCCACAACAGUCACAACAGCCUGUUACCCGGAAUUUUGAGAACGUUCUGGCAUUCUGACAGCAACAAUUCAUUACUUUCACCACAAACGACCUCAACUGAUAUUAUAUCAAUGGAAGGUUUUGAUACUAAUGGUGAUGAAGAUACUACUGAGCCUUGUCUGGUGUACAAAGAAUUUGAGGACCUGAACUUACUGAAACAAAGCCCUCUGCACCUGUCAGUCUUCCUGAAGUACCUCAUCGACAAUGCAAACUCUGCUUACAUGCCUUUGAACAUAAACCUGCCCGUCCAAAUGGUGCAACAAAUUGAAGCCUCGCUGAGGAAUUACAAGGAAUCGAAUCUGAGGGUCAUCUUUCACAACGCAAUCAACCACAUUCAAGAAGAUAUGGAGAAACAACUGGCUGAAUAUCAACAUUACAGGAGGAUUGGUUUCGGUAAGUUUUCGGGUGAUGACUACCUUCCAAAACCAACCGCAGCGACAACCAGCACCACAAACACAACUCCAACCAAUCUUUCAAAUUCAUCACUUUACCAGCAGCAGCAACAACAACAACAGCAACCGUCGACUUCAUCGUCAACUGCCUUAACUGCACCUGUCGCUUUCCAAUCACUAACGAGACCUCCGCUUAGUUAUUCAUCAUCGUCAGUUACGACAUCAUCCACCGGACCGCCGAACCUUCAACAGCAACCACCACAACCACAGCAGCAGCCGCAGCAGCAUCCACCUCUCUCUUCAUCUUCCUUCUCUUCCUCCAGCAAUCCUUUCCUCAGCAACUCACUGGCCAAUCGUCAUCAACAGCUGCACGCUUCUUCCUCCUCUUCAUCUCUCUCCAGCCUUGAACUCUCCAACAUCGAGAAGAUUCUCUGGGAUGUCUUCUCCUACUUGGCAGACGAUAAAGACGACAACAAAUUGGCGAUCGCUGUUUCGCUGGCCACCUUCUUUCGGCAGGUCGGCUUGCAAGUGUCGAGGUCGAACCAGGCCCUCUUCGAGAACUUUCCAUCGUUUGUUUGCAAGGAGAAGCGAGCCCUCAAGAACAGAAUGAAGAAACUAACCUUGAAAGGUCACCAAUUGCAGCCGCACCAGUAUGCGGUGUUUGUGAAAGUGGAAUGUAAGGCGUGCAUGCAGGUCAUCUGGGGUGUCGGCUACCAGUGCUACAAGUAUGCAGUAUCGUCAUCAUCAUCUUCGGGGGUGGUGGCACCCUGGGGCAGCAACUCCCUCCCCCACAAGAGGAAGAUCAGGAUCAGAAAUGCCGGAUCGGAUGUUGCCGAUAGGCAGGGCAGUGUGCUAAGUGACUCGGAAGCUACGUUGAUUGGAGAUGGAGAUCCCAUGCACAGCCUGGGCACACCCCUCCCAUUCAACCUGUCCGGAUUUCCGGGUCAGUUCAACAACACCUUCUCAAAAGACCAGCCCGCCAUCCCUGCCGCGGUGUCCCGGGCAGAGUUCGUGGAUUCAGAUCCGGAGUUGGAACGGGAACUUCCACCCCUGUCUGCCGUCAUCUCGUCGGAUCAGUUGGCACUCCUCGACUCGAAGGCCAGGAAGAGACAAGAUGUCAUCAACGAGAUACUUUACACGGAGCGUUCCUACCUGAGGACGCUGAAGAUAAUGUCCCAGAUGAUGCUGAAGCCGAUGCGGGAGGAUCCUAACAUCGACACGGAACUUGCCAACCACCUCAUGCCCAAUCUGGAGAAUCUCAUCGAGAUGCACAAAAACAUGAACGCUGCUAUCAAAGAAUGCAAGAAAGACCAUCAAAUCGUCAGUGAAAUUGGCCUGGUGUUACUUAAAUGGUUUUCUGGCGAGAACAAGGCGAAUUUUGAGAGAGAGUACUCGGAGUUUUGUCGAGAUCAAUACUAUUACCUGGGAUUGUUGGCUGAGAAGCAGAAACAAGAUCCAUAUCUGGCCCAGUUUCUUAAUAUGAUAUCCCAGAAAAAUGUCUGUCGCAAGAUGGCCUUAAAAGACUUCCUACCGAAAAUCAUGCAGAGACUGACCAAGUACCCGCUACUUGUUGACACUGUCCUCAAAGUCACUCCACCCAAUACGACGGAACAUCAGAACAUCACGAUGGCACUGGAAAACCUCAGAGCCAUUCUAUCUUAUGUUAAUCAAGUCAUCAAGGAGUGCGAGAACUUCAGGCACACCCAAGAGAUGCAGAAGAGACUGGACACCAAGUCCAUUGAAAACGUUAACCACCCUGUCCUUAUCGAGUACAGGAACCUGAACCUGACGGAGCGCAAGUUAAUAUUUGAUGGGGAGUUACAGUGGUAUCCCACGAACUCCACAGUCGUCAAACUACAUAUCGCCCUCUUUGAAGACAUCCUGAUCAUCAUGCACAAGGUCGACAACAAAUUGGUGCUGAAAUGCCAGAGUACAGGCAUUGAGAACGUGAAGAGUAAGUUCAUGCAAGUUCCAAUCAUCAAGCUCAGUCACCUCAUGAUCAAGGACGUCCCCAGAGAUCCAAAAUCAUUCUACCUGGUGAGCGCGUCGAAGGAGGAUUCACAAAUGUACAAACUCGUUGCCAGCACAACAAUACUUAGAAAUAAUUGGACAAAGAACAUUAGAGAAGCGGUAGAACACUACAAGAACCAGUACAGUGCCCAACAACCGCGACAGAGUGUCAUCAUCAACAGCAGCAGCAACAACAACAACAACAGCAACAUCUCGUCAUCAACAUCUUCAGCAGCGACGUCAGCAACGACCGUUACUACCACAACAACAGCAACAACGACAACAUCGGUUUCCGCGACAAUCGACUCGUUAUCGUCAUCACUUUCUAGCAGAAAUUCAACAUUCUAUGAUAACACUGACGCUGGUUUCGAAAGCAGCACAGCAAAUGAUUCGAACGAGAACGAGAGGGGCGAGAGUGAAGAUGCAUCAGCUGCCGAUCUUCCAACAUCUCCCAUCAGUCCUGAGGAUGAGUUGAAGUGGCAGAUCAUAGCAACAUACGAAUUGAUGGUGGAGAAGUUAGUGGCUCUCUCGGAGAUGCACCAUCUAGCCUCGUCCAUUCAAACUUUUUCGCGAAAGAGCUUGCCGCCGACGCUGGACAGCAACUCCUUCAUCCAGGCCAUCAACAACAUCCUCGACGAGAUGAUCGACUUCUUCAGCAUACUCCCCGAUGACGUCAUCGAUGACGCUAGCGGAGGCGGGAAGACAUCGGAGUGGGAUCCUGUGGAGUCCCUCCUGGAACUGGGUCAGAGGCUGGAGAUGCUUGUUAAACAAUUACAGGAGUUGGUGCAGCAGCGAGACUUGAUAACAUCCCAGUACUCCCAUCUUCCACCUCCUCCUCCCCCGGAUUCUGAACCGCCCCUAUCCUGAUUUCCCACUUCUCUGGUAAUGAUGACGACGAUGACGAUGAUGAUAAUGAUGAUGUCUUUAGUUUUUCUUCUUCUUUUCUCAAAAGCUAGAGUAUUAUUUAAAAAGAACAGCUAAUCACAUUGCCUUCCACUGUAGUUUUUUUUU
Molecule: messenger RNA, 3906 nt
Organism: Helobdella robusta
Lineage: Eukaryota; Metazoa; Annelida; Clitellata; Rhynchobdellida; Glossiphoniidae
Exons: 26
Coding region: 1-3762 (1253 amino acids)
Biological process (GO): G protein-coupled receptor signaling pathway
Cellular component (GO): cytoplasm
Molecular function (GO): guanyl-nucleotide exchange factor activity; G protein-coupled receptor binding
Source: RefSeq, a predicted model, not a curated record